Messenger RNA from Cryptomeria japonica (Japanese cedar), 1133 nucleotides. Its product is annotated as E3 ubiquitin-protein ligase ATL23. The transcript has a single exon. The coding region runs from base 370 to 906 and encodes 178 amino acids. The record is from RefSeq and is a predicted model, not a curated record. Lineage: Eukaryota; Viridiplantae; Streptophyta; Pinopsida; Cupressales; Cupressaceae.
GUGCCCUGUAAAUCAUUUCCGUGAUAGCAGCCAUCCCCCCAAAAAAUGGAAAAAGAUGGGGGAAAACCAUAUAAAAAAUCCCAAACCCAAUGCAGAGCAGUAUAUCACACGCAACAAGCUUUCACCUACAUUAACUCACCCACGAGAUUGGUCAAAUUGUGACACCUCCAUUCCUAUUUAUCACCCAGAUCAAAUCCCAUAAUUGGCACCCUCGGUUUCCUCGCCUCCUGAAUCUAACAACUCCUUUAACCCUCCAUGCCUAAGGAUAUAUAUAGGGCAAUAAUUUCUAUUGCAAAUCCUCAGAAGAAGGGAAAAAAAAAAACCAUUGAGGUUUACCCCAAUUCUUCUCCUGUAUCCUCUUGAAUUAGCAUGGCGUUUAGCAUACACAACCUGGCUCAGAGAAGUAUCUGGAAUGUGUUUCUGGCCAUUCUCCUGCUCUGUGGAGGAAUGGCUCUGCUGGUUCUCAUUUAUAUGCUGUUGGCCUGGUAUGCUUCUCUUCACGAAAACAGUCAGAGGGGCACAAAUGAUGGGAACACUAAUAGCAGUAAGGGUGGGCAUGGGCUGUCUAAAUCUGAUAUUCAGAAGCUCCCCACAGUAGUCUGCAGCAAUACCCACAAGAAUGGGGAUGGGGAUGAUGAGAAGAAGGAUUGUGAUGAGUUGUGUAGCAGUGAGGAUUUGGAGUGUACUGUGUGUUUGGAGCAGUUUAAGGAUGGAGACAAAUGUUUGCUCAUGCCCUCCUGCAAGCACUGCUUCCAUCUUGAUUGUGCAGAUGCAUGGCUGUCCAAGCACCCCAUCUGCCCUGUUUGUAGGCGCAGCGUCCUUCCCAAACAUGAGGAACAACAAGAACAAGAACCCAAUAACCCUGAUCAUAUUCCUGUUAACACAGUCAUUGAUAUGCCUUCUUAGAUUUGUGCUGUUAAAUGGGUAGUCAUUGAUAUGCUUUCUUAGAUUUGAGCUGUUAAAUGGGUAGCCUUAUGUUAGACAGUAAGUUUGAAGCAGAUUCUCUGUAUUAUACUACUAUGCCAUGUAAUUCUAGUUAUUUGUAGUGUUAGCUAUUCUUUCUUCUGCAUUGUUUUUCUCAGCAGUGGUCAUAAUACUGCUUUUAGAUAUCUCAUUAGGUCUGAUUCCAUGGA